Messenger RNA from Annulohypoxylon truncatum, 1508 nucleotides. RefSeq names its product glutaminyl-peptide cyclotransferase. The coding region runs from base 124 to 1284 and encodes 386 amino acids. The transcript has a single exon. Gene Ontology annotation, molecular function: zinc ion binding; glutaminyl-peptide cyclotransferase activity. The record is from RefSeq and is a predicted model, not a curated record. NCBI's taxonomy places the organism in Eukaryota, Fungi, Ascomycota, Sordariomycetes, Xylariales, Hypoxylaceae.
CGACAUCGUCCCAUUCUUUACACCGAAAUCGCAUAGUAGCAACUUGUCUUGUUUAAAUUUCAUGUUCUAAUUCGAGCUUCCUGAUGUGGCACGACACGUCCGUAUGUCCUAUCGCGGAAUUCAAUGGGUCAUCUGAGGGCGUCCCUAGACUGGGCUCGCAUUGGGACUAUUGCACUGCUUGUAUUCCUAUUCUCAGCCCACGUCUUCGCCUACGAGGAACUGACCGAUGACGCGCUUCGCAAUAUUCCCAGUGGUGUCAAAGACUUCGAUAUUAAGACCGGCUCAUUGCUAUCGCCAAUAUUGAUUCCCCGGGUGCCUGGAACACCGGGUUCUAUUGCCGUACAGCACCAUUUCGUCGAUUUCUUCUCUCAGCAGUUGCCAGAAUGGAGGAUCGAGUGGCAUAAUUCGACGUCUAAGACUCCAGCAACGGGUGAUACAGACAUACCCUUUACGAACCUCAUCAUCACACGUGAUCCGCCGUGGGCCCAAGCUGGCGAUGUUAGUCGACUGACGUUAGUUGCGCAUUAUGACAGCUUGUAUCAUCCGGAGGGGUUUAUUGGAGCUACAGACAGCGCUGCUCCUUGCGCCGUGUUGAUGCAUGUAGCCCGCAGCAUCGACAAAGCUUUGACUAAGAAGUGGGAGGCUAUGGAAGCUUCGGGUGACGCUGGCUUAGGAAUGGAUGAUGAGAGGGGUGUUCAGAUUCUACUGCUAGACGGAGAAGAAGCUUGGGUUACUUGGACUGAUACGGAUUCACUCUACGGCUCAAGGGCACUGGCUGAGAGUUGGGAAUCUAAAGUACACCCAGCUCUUUCGACGUAUCGAACCCCUCUUGAUUCGAUCAGUCUCUUCGUGCUCUUAGACCUUCUUGGAGCACCUAACCCACAUGUUCCCUCGUACUUUUUACCCACGCACUGGGCAUAUCGCAACAUGGCCAAGAUAGAAGAAAGGAUGCGGAAGCUGGGCCUUCUGAAUUCGGACUCGAAUAAGUUAUUCCUCCCGGAUUCUGAAAAGCAGGCAUCGCAAUUCUCUAGAGCAUAUGUCUUGGAUGAUCAUGUGCCUUUCUUGAUACGAGGGGUCAAUGUGCUUCAUGUUAUCCCUUCACCUUUCCCGGAUACUUGGCAUACUAUGGAAGACGAUGGCGAACAUUUGGAUGUACCAACCCUGGGUGAUUGGGCCAAGAUUGUUACAGCGUUUGCUGCAGAGUGGAUGGAGUUGGAUGCAUUCUUGAGUAAACCGCUCUCGUCGAAAGAGGAGGGGGCGGUCAGAGACAGGUCAGAGUUAUGAAGCAAGCUGGUUGAAGUGUACUAUAGCAUUUGGGAGUUGAACUUUCAAUAUGAACAGCUUAGAUACCCACUACCUAGCAUUGGAUGAAUGUUAACCUUUCAUCAUGGGUUCAUGUUCUUUCCUAAGACCAUACCGUAUAAAAAAGUGAUAUAACCUUGCAAAAGACAAUAAGGAAUCGUAUUUCAUUAAAUAAACCUUCGUGAUCGUAAAAAAGGUUAAGCAAC